Messenger RNA from Gadus chalcogrammus (walleye pollock), 2659 nucleotides. RefSeq lists its product as uncharacterized. Gene Ontology annotation, biological process: regulation of transcription by RNA polymerase II. The coding region runs from base 89 to 2290 and encodes 733 amino acids. The record is from RefSeq and is a predicted model, not a curated record. The transcript has 13 exons. Gene Ontology annotation, molecular function: RNA polymerase II cis-regulatory region sequence-specific DNA binding; DNA-binding transcription factor activity. Lineage: Eukaryota; Metazoa; Chordata; Actinopteri; Gadiformes; Gadidae.
GUGAUGACGUCCUCUCUGGUGCCCUGCGCCGGAGAAGAUGUAAAUAGUAAAGUAGUACUUAAAUAAAUACCUCCACUUGCGACGCGACAUGUUGUCGUCGCUGUCGUCCCUGCGGCUCCUCGUCCCGCCCCUCCGACUCUUCUCUGCGGUGAUGUGGGAGGUCGCCCGGCAACAGAGAACGAGCCACUUUGGGAUGUUGGAAGACUUUAUUUCCUUGGUUACGGACGCCAUCCCAGAGCUUUUGACCGGCCAGCAGAAAAGCCUUUUGCUGCUCGGGCUGAGGGCCAAGAGGACCCAGGAAGUACUGAGCGGUGAGGUCGCCGACACCCCGGGUGCCGUCCGACACCACAUGGAAAGGAUCCACGCGGUCUCCUUGGAAACGGACAGCAGUGCGUUGAAGCAGUGGGCGUCCAGUCUACAGGCAGAGAGACCCGAGGAGGCCCAACAGCACCUCCUGCAGACCCUUUUGGACCAGGACUUCACAUCAGCCCUGGAGGGUCUGUUGUGUCACUUCCUGUCCAGACUUGACCAGAGCUUCCCCGUUCCUGACUUCAAACAGACUGCAGUCUGGCUGUCGGCGCCCUCCGCUGGCCUGGAGGAGUGUCUGCAGGAGAUCGACUCCAACAGGGAGGAGCUGAAGGAUCUGCUGUCCAAUCAGACCUACCGCCUGGGACACAGCACCACCUCAGGCUGUUCCGUUGAUGAGGACCACCUACUGAGCGCCUGGUCCCGCCUCAAGCCCCCCCCACCCUCUCCUGCCUCCAAACCCCUGAUCCAAUCAAAACCUGCAUCCCGGCAGGCGAGCAAGCAGGACGAAGAGGAAGUCACCUGUGAGGCAGCAGGAAAUGGAAAGGAAUGUGACACUGUUGGCCAGAGCCAGGUGUCAAUCAAGCAGCCAACGGCAGCACUGAACAGAAUGGGCUCAAGUGGGAUCCAGUCUGAGCCCGCCGGCCCACCACCGACGGAGACGGAGAGCAGCGUUCAAGAACUUCAGGACUCCCUGCUGGCACUCUCCCAGCCCGACAGGUCCAGUGACUCGGACUGCUGUAUCGAAGAUCAGCCGGAGAACACAGGCAAAGCUCUAUCUCCAGGUGACACGCUGACGACCUCAGCCUCCCCGGCCCAGACAGACCAUAAUACUCAACGGCUGGCCCACAAGUGCCCUCAGUGUGGACAAUGUUUCAUAUAUCGCUCUGAGGUGCUUCGCCACCUGCGGACCCUGCAGGGCUGCCCCGGCCCGCCCCCCCCAGCCCAGGUGUACCGCAGCUGCUUCCAGUGCGCCGGCAGCUUCCAGACGGACGGCGAGCUGAAGGCCCACAUCCAGACCCACCAGGUGCCCUACCAGUGCUCCCACUGCCACAAGAGGUUCCGCCUCUCCUCCACGCUGACCACCCACCAGCAGACCCACGCAGCCGCCGGAGGCCUCACCUGCGGCGGGGGCCUCACCUGCGGCAGGUGCGUGCGCGUGUUCGCCUCGCCCGGGGAGCUCCGCGCCCACCGGCAGACGCACCGCCACCCCCCGCCGGUGGCCCCCCGGCUUGGCUGCCCCGCCUGCAGCCAAACGUUCCCCACGCAGACGGAGCUCUUCAGGCACCAGCAGACCCACCCGGCCACCGACAGAGCCUUCAAGUGCAGCAUCUGUGACCAGGUGUUCACAGAUCUCACCCAGCUGCGGAUCCACCUGCGGGAGCACAAGAAGCGCUCGUUCCAGUGCUCCCAGUGCCCCAAGGCCUUCAUCACGCUGAGCAACCUGCAGGUGCACGCCCGGCGCCACUCGGCCCCGCAGGCCCACCUCUGCUCCCAGUGCGGCAAGCGCUUCUGGACGCGCGGCGGGCUGGAGAACCACCUGCGGCUCCACAACGGGGAGAAGCCCUUCUGCUGCCAGUACUGCGGGAAGUCGUUCACCGCGCUGGCGGGCCUGGUGGUGCACAUCCGCCUGCACACCGGCGAGCGGCCCUACGUCUGCGCCGUGUGCGGGAAGGGCUGGCCGUCUAAGGGCGACCUGCAGAAGCACACGCGCACGCACACCGGGGAGCGGCCCUACGUAUGCCCGGACUGCGGCAAGGCCUUCGCCAUCUCCUGUCACCUCAGCGAGCACCGCCGCUCGCACACCGGUGAGAAGCCGUUCAGCUGUCCAAAGUGUGGGAAGUGUUUCAUCAGGAAGUCCACCCUGAAGAUCCACAUCCACACCCACAGCGACAAGAGGCCCCACGCCUGCUCCUACUGCCAGAAGAGCUACGCCAGCAGGAACCACUUAAACAGACACGUACGCACACACAAGACCUCCUAGCCUGUACACACACGUACCACUACGGACCCACAAGACCUCCUAGCCUCCAGACAUGUACCACGAUGGACCCAGAAGACCUCCUAGCCUCUACAGACACCUACUGACCCCCUAGCCUCCUCCACCCCAAAACGAGUCUGAAAAGUUUUAUUGUACGACUGUUGUAAAGAGUGUCUUGAGAGCGCAUGUUCCUGGCUGUUCUUCGUCUUGGCUCAGUUCUCCCCUGGAAUCGUCCGCUCUGUAUCGCAGUGUUAUCAGACCGUUAUGUUAAACACUGUCUAUUUUUGUUGCUGCAUAAAAUAUUUUAACAAAGCCUGUGAUCUGUGCUGAUGGAAUCGCCCUCUGAACUUGCUAUGUAGAGCACUACCACUA